Molecule: messenger RNA, 393 nt
Organism: Leptopilina boulardi
Lineage: Eukaryota; Metazoa; Arthropoda; Insecta; Hymenoptera; Figitidae
Exons: 3
Coding region: 1-393 (130 amino acids)
Source: RefSeq, a predicted model, not a curated record
AUGACUAAACGUCGACCAGAAAGUUACAAAUUAUACUUGGAACCAGGUUCCAAUGAAUCAGUACCUUUAUCUUCACUUUACAAAUACAAACGAGAAAAGAAGCAGAGGCUUAAAGAAUAUGAAUACAAAUAUCCUGAAUGUGAUGAGGAAAUGGUGUUUGAAGAUGAAGCUAACGUAAGGGAAGACAAAACUAAUGAAUUAAUUAUAUCUGAUCAGGCUAUGGAGGAAUUCUUUGAUUCUAUGAAUACUUCCACAACUGAUACGGAAAAUAUUAUGAAGAUGGAUAUUGAAAAUGAGAGACUAUGCAAUAUGGAUAGGCAAGAGUUUUCUGCAAUUCUGGAAUCUUUACGUGAAGAUCUGGAAAACGAAGAAAAUGAUGUUAAGCAAAAUUAA